AUGGCCGUAAUCACCUUGUUGCCUCUUAUCUCCGCUUGUCAUAUUUCACUCCUGGUUCGUAUUCUGGCCCUCAUAAUCCAAUUCCAUGGGUUUCCUUUGCUCUGCGGCUGUUUCUGGUUACCGGAGGGCAUAAUCACCGCCGCUAGUGGAAUAAUUGACGAGAAUGUUCCGCUCUUCAUAAAGGUCUCUUACUGGGGGCUGUCGUUUGCUCAGAUAGUUAUCUCACUUAUGGAUAAUCCACGCGAUGAUGGCAUUGAGUGCAGACUCAUCGAUGAUGCUUUAACAAAAUACCGCUUCCACCGUUUGGCCGAACUGAAUCGAAUAUUUGACCGGCUUCGUACACCCAGGCGCGAUAGACGUGUUGUCGAUGCGUUUGCGAGGUUAUGGAUAGACGUACUUAGGAUCAUAUGCAUGGUCUACAAGUACGAUAUAUGCAAUGGAACAUGUCGUCACUGUGGCAGAGAUGAUGGAUCCAAAAUUCUCACGUCAGACGAUCUUAGAGACCUCCGUCAAGGGAUUCUGGAAUGUAUCCAGAGCACUGACAGCUACUGCGAAGUCAUUGAUCUCUAUCGCGAGGCGGUUGAUCACUUCAGAACGCCUGCCGACAAUCGCAGCACCUCUAAUGACAAUCAAUGCUGCGAUGGCCUCUACUUCCAAAUAGAGGCCUUGGCUCAACGUGUUGAGGGACUACGGGAUAGGUGCUCGAAAAUGAGUGUUUGGAAGCGGGCCUGGUGUCGACCCCUCGUCGAGCAUUUCAAUGAUGGUCUGAAACCUCUGCUUAUGGAUAUCAUUCGGGAGGAUCUUGACGGUCCAACCGGGGAACAGAUGUUGAAACGGCCAGAGAAAUAA
This is a messenger RNA of Aspergillus puulaauensis, 849 nucleotides long. RefSeq lists its product as uncharacterized. Bases 1 to 849 code for a protein of 282 amino acids. The record is from RefSeq and is a predicted model, not a curated record. NCBI's taxonomy places the organism in Eukaryota, Fungi, Ascomycota, Eurotiomycetes, Eurotiales, Aspergillaceae. The transcript has a single exon.